GGCUGAAUCAGGUUCACAAAGAGAGAGCCUAUAUGGGCCUGUGCUGAUGCACUAUGUUAUGUCUGAUAGACUGACGUUUCAUUGUGCUGAACUCGGGGAAAGAGAGAGCAACAUACUGUGAGACAUACUGCUACGGAGAACACCGCGGAUUUGGACGGUCAGAACUGAGGUGCUUUUUGGAGAUCCAAAAAGGUCUGCAUGGGUACUGAGAACACAUCAGGGCUCCUACCAACCUCUCUACUUCCUAAAGGCCCAUUUCCCUACCGGGUUCCACCCAAACCCCAGCCCAGAAGGGAACGAUGGCACUGGGCCACAGACACGGUAACUGUCCUGAACAGGAACACCUGUACAGGUGAAGCAGGGGACCAUGGUCAGGAGAAGGGACAACUGACCAGGAACAAGUCCAUACCACCUCUCAUCAAUAGCCAGGGGGACUCUAUUUCGUCUGAAGUUAUGACCUCUGGCUCUUCCAGGAUCCAAUCUGCAUCUUCAACGACACCAGCGGAGGAACAGUGGGCUUCCAUCGGAUUCACACCUGUUCCAAAGCCUCGUCUCAGAGUCGGACCAACACCUGCAGAGGAACAAUGGACUUCCAUCGGAUUCACACCUGUUCCAAAGCCUCGUCUCAGAGUCGGACCAACACCUGCAGAGGAACAAUGGACUUCCAUCGGAUUCACACCUGUUCCAAAGCCUCGUCUUAGAGUCGGACCAACACUUAACCCACACAGCAGAGACUCAGAUCUGGCAGCAGGACAUAUGGAGGAGCCCUUAUGCUUACGUACCAACCCUGUCCAAAGACUUCCUCCCCCUAACAAGCCCCUCCCAACUUUGAAAAUAAACAGUAUUGUUCAGAGAAGGGUCCACAUGAACACUGAGAACAGAAACAGUGGAUCCAUGGUUGUCAUUGACACUGAGGGCUCAGGAGCGGAUUUACAUUAUACACAGCUUCCAAGAGGCAGCCGGGAGAGGCUGAACACUGCUGUGACAGACAAGCUGAAAGCAAACUGCAGAGAGAAAAACGGUUUAUUAGAAACCUUGUGGCAGGAACGCAAACUGGUGCAAGAGAGCGGAAUAUUGCCGUACCUCAACAAGCAAGAGCUGCUGCUACAGGAGAGUAUGUAUGAGGUGGUGACGACAGAGCAGUCCUACCUGGAGAGGCUGGGUGUCGCUGUGAACCAUUUCAUGAAGUCAUCUACCCUGCGUCUAGCCCUGUCACCCAGAGACCACAAGUCCCUUUUCUCUAGUAUUGCCAAGAUCAGGGAGAUUAGCCAGAACUUUCUAGACGUAAUGAGGGAGGAGCUGGAGUCUAACCUGCUAUGUGACAUAUUGUAUUCUCAGCUUUCUAGACGUAAUGAGGGAGGAGCUGGAGUCUAA
Messenger RNA from Oncorhynchus nerka (sockeye salmon), 1374 nucleotides. RefSeq lists its product as uncharacterized. Lineage: Eukaryota; Metazoa; Chordata; Actinopteri; Salmoniformes; Salmonidae. The coding region runs from base 199 to 1374 and encodes 391 amino acids. Gene Ontology annotation, molecular function: guanyl-nucleotide exchange factor activity. The record is from RefSeq and is a predicted model, not a curated record. Gene Ontology annotation, cellular component: nucleus; cytoplasm. The transcript is spliced from 5 exons. Gene Ontology annotation, biological process: activation of GTPase activity.